Molecule: messenger RNA, 933 nt
Organism: Fomitopsis serialis
Lineage: Eukaryota; Fungi; Basidiomycota; Agaricomycetes; Polyporales; Fomitopsidaceae
Exons: 7
Coding region: 137-682 (181 amino acids)
Source: RefSeq, a predicted model, not a curated record
GCUUCGCGUCCCGCAAUAAUGAGGUCACGUGUAGCGUGUCAGAGGCCGGGGAAACUCGGACAGCGUCUGUGUCUCCGUUUUGGGAAGGUACAGUACUGUACGCAUGACGUCACGCGUCUGCUAGGCGUGAACACUCAUGCAAGCCGAACGAUCCCGUAGCGUCAUGCAGGAGCUCGCAGGGCCCGUCGUGCAUAUAACCGCCGUCCAAGGGAUUCACGGGCGGCUGGCCUUCGCCCUGCCCACCUCCUACAUCCUGAACCGCCGCUGGGCGUACUACCGCCAGCUCCCGCCAUCGCUCAAGGCGUUCGGCGUCAUCUCGAACGAUGCCGGCGCGCAUGAGCUUGAUAUCCUUCAGCAGCGCGUGCAGGAUCGCUGGGAUAAGAUGGGACCGCUGGAGAAGCUGAAGGACGUCGCGGGAAGACACGAAUAUGGUUUAAUUGGCGGCGCGUUUGGCUGGAUCAUGCGGGACAAAUACCAGACGAUGCCACAAAAGAUUGUGCAGGCGCGUAUGUGGGCGCAGGGACUGACCAUUGGUAUCCUGAUCGCGGCCGGAGCACUUACUCACGCGCGGAGACAGCAAGCUGUCGACGAACAUGGGUUGAGACACAUUGAACCUGACCAUUCUUGGAGGGAUAUUGUCGAGCAAACGAGCGAGGCCGACACCAAUGAGCGACGCACCUGAGGAUUUGUAGCAUGUCUAGAUGCUUUCGCGCGUUGCACUGCCGAGCGAGUGCCGAGUGAGAGCAUCCGACGACGACUAAAUGCGGUGUCUACGACGGGCCAUUACUGUACCACAAACGUGGACACGCUGUGUAUUGUAUGGCCUUCAUUUCCCGCCUCUAGCCGAGAGUCAAGACGGUUUGGAGACGUACCUCUUUGAUCCCGUCUGCCGGACCAAUUGUGUGGGUCAUACGGGUAUCGUUCCCGCAGAUC